UCCCGGCCGCCGCAGUACACCGCGACACCCACCAUGCGACUACACGCGCUCCUCCUGGUCGCCGUGGCCGUGCUGCACGCGCGCGCCGCCUCCAUACCUGUAGCCGAAACCGAAAAGAAAUUGAUUGACAUUGUACCCGAUAAUUUAGACAAAUUACCGGAAAAUACAUCCAGCGAACAAGAACUUAUCGACCAGGCGAACUCGGUCAACGAUGUUGAUAACAAGCUACGUGUGAAACCAGAAAAUAUUCCCGUGGAAGUGGUGGUUGAGAACGUAGAGCCCGCAUUAAAAAAUGACGAUGAAUCGGAUGAAGAAAUAGUGAGACCCACCCCAGAUUUGAGGAACCCUGGCCCACCUCAACGCCAGGAACAUGAGACCCAAAACCCCGAGUAUUAUGCUUCGGAACAAGAAACAGUGUUGCUUUUCAAACAAAGUGUCAAUGAUGUACAGAAUGCCGUAAGACAAGGAUUCCAAGGAAUUGCUGAUGGCAUCCAAAAUGUGCUGCAAGGCAACAAUGAGCCCAUCCAAACGCUGCAUCAGAGUAUUCAGUCUUUACGCGACGGGUUCGCUGCUCAGAUGGACAAGCUUAACGGCACUAUUCAAAACUACUUAAACUCAGAGAGACCAACUUCAGAUCAGCCUGCCGUAGAACAGACUAAAGCUGGCUUCCAUCAAAUUGAAAAAGGUUUGUUUAAACUCAGAAGCGACUUCACUAAGGGUGUGAACUAUUUUGCUGACGGCGUGGGAUUAGUAGCCUCUCUGAGGGCUGAAAAUCAAGCAGCUAACCCAAGUACUGGAGCAUCCCCUGCCCCGGCCCCGACACCAGCUCCCGUACUUCCAAUGUUCCAAUACUUGCAGAAUUUCCAAGCUGCGGUAGGUGGUACUUUGCAAAAUUUCACAGAAACCAUCAAUAAAAUUGCACAGAAUGCCGGAUGGAACAAUCCUUUCAAUCAGGCUUCCGCAACUCCCGCGGCAGGAGCUGCCCAACCUGCUCAACCUGCUCAACCUGCCCAACCUGCUCCAGCUGCCCCACAAGGAGCUCAGAGCGAUACGCCCGUGACACCCGUCGCCUCAAAUCCAGCACCACAAUGGCCAAAUAUUCAAGACCUAUGGAGUAACUUCGUUAGUUCUGGACAAAACGCAGGUAUCUUUCCGAAGCCAGGACAGUUUGGAUCUGGAAGUGGUCCAGUAGCAAAUUAUUUCCAAACUGGUUACAAUAAUUUAGUCAGCAUGUUCCAAUCGAGACCUGGUCAAGCUCCUCAAGGAACACAACCUGCAGCCUCCACGCAACCCGCACCAGCUCCACAACCUGAAACGGCAGCUAAGCCCGAGGAAACAGCCAGCAAACCUGAAGAAACGGCAGAACCUGCGAAACCAGCAGAAACUCCAGCGUCUUCCACGCAAGCUGAUGCGGCCGCCCCUGUCGGGCCUAUCCGGCAGAUGCUCCAGAACAACCCCAUUACCAAGGGAAUCACUGGUGCCGUGCAGAAGUUACAGAAUCUCAAUAAUCCCGAGAAACCGAGAGAAUCUGAGGUAGAGAAGAAACCAGAGGAAGUACCAGUUGAAUCCAAACCAAAAAAGGGAGGACCAAAUACGGUGGCGGCUUGGGGAGUAUUCAUCAAUGGUCUUAUAGCCACUAUAAGUGCCGUAAUAAAUGGUACCGCGACCACUGUCAGCACGGCAGUGAACAGUGCUAUAAAUACUGUCGGUGCCAAUAUCCAGGGGGUAAUAACGACGACAGCAACAGCAGCAGCAGCAGCAGCGGGGUAGUACAAGAAGAGAAGAAAGAAGUGCAACAAGAAGAGAAAGUCCCAGAACAGGUCUCAGAAGUAAAACCUUCAGAAGACCCAGUUAAAGAAGUAAAGGCCGAGGAGGUCGCCGACAAGACUGAAUAAGUCAUUAGUGUGAUUACUAUAAGUCUAGAAUAUGUUUAUUUAUUAAGAUUUAAUAAAAAUGUAAAUAAAACAAAAUGAUGAUGAGAAAUAUAACAUUUUUCUUCAAAAAUUUAAAA
Messenger RNA from Spodoptera frugiperda (fall armyworm), 2011 nucleotides. RefSeq names its product serine/threonine-protein kinase pakB. Lineage: Eukaryota; Metazoa; Arthropoda; Insecta; Lepidoptera; Noctuidae. The record is from RefSeq and is a predicted model, not a curated record. The transcript is spliced from 3 exons. The coding region runs from base 34 to 1770 and encodes 578 amino acids.